AUGACGCCGACCGACUCAGUUAUGAGAAUACCUGUUGGUGAGCCUCUAAAGCACGCUGAUCGCGCAGACGACACCCUUUCGCAUUAUGCUUUCCACAAGGACGCGGCUGCAGAACUACAACAAGAACCACGGAGUACAGAUCACGAGUUGCAGCAUCAGCCCGACUUCCCACCCGCUUUGUCGAUCUCUGCGAGAGUGUGUUACCUCCUGUGGUUAUCCGCCGCAAGAUGGACAGCUUCAGCCACACCGGAGACCUGGGUGGGUUGGCGGGGACAGGCACGAUAUCCCUGCGCGCACGACACUUGGCGGACCCAGAGGACCACAAAUCGACAUGUCACGUCUGCCUCGGUCAUUCAUAGAUGGCAUCUCGGUCGCGCAGAGGUUGAACAUCUACUACUUCUGGACAUCAUGUACUCGUAUGGCUGGCAGAAGGACUCGGCCGAACUGGCUACAGUCUACUACGAGGCGUACCUCGUCCGAGGCGCCGCGCGCAGUAAAUUCGACGGCAAAAGCUUUCUAAGCGGCUUGUGCGAGAGACACGACCCCGACACCGGACCGACGCCAUUGAGUAGUACUAGUUGUACCUGGUCGUUCAGCUCCAGCAUUCCGAGCGCAGGGGCCGCGCGGGAUGGGCCACUGCCAAUCCGCUAG
Trichoderma citrinoviride is the source of this 651-nucleotide messenger RNA. RefSeq lists its product as hypothetical. The transcript is spliced from 2 exons. Bases 1 to 651 code for a protein of 216 amino acids. Lineage: Eukaryota; Fungi; Ascomycota; Sordariomycetes; Hypocreales; Hypocreaceae. The record is from RefSeq and is a predicted model, not a curated record.